This is a messenger RNA of Vigna angularis (adzuki bean), 1118 nucleotides long. Its product is annotated as NAD(P)H dehydrogenase (quinone) FQR1. Gene Ontology annotation, molecular function: FMN binding; NAD(P)H dehydrogenase (quinone) activity. NCBI's taxonomy places the organism in Eukaryota, Viridiplantae, Streptophyta, Magnoliopsida, Fabales, Fabaceae. The transcript is spliced from 4 exons. The record is from RefSeq and is a predicted model, not a curated record. The coding region runs from base 260 to 841 and encodes 193 amino acids.
UGCCACUCUAAUUUCUUGGGGGCAUCUUUCCCUUUUUCUUUUUCCAUUCCUUUUCACUCUCUGUGCCUUUGCUUUAUCUUCUUGGCUCUAACUUAUUUAAAUACAUAUGACGAGUGAUACGACGAUUGUUAUUGUUGUUUCUCCCUUUUUAUUGUUCUCUGAUUGUUCAGUUUCUGUAUCUGCUUAUGAUUUUCGGUGACUAUGGCUAUGCGCUUCGUUUCCCAGUUUGUCAAUUUGGUAUUGACCCAGUUACUAUUCUAUGUACGGCCAUGUUGAGAAGCUAGCUGAAGAGAUUAAAAAAGGAGCUGCUUCCGUUGAAGGAGUGGAAGCUAAGCUAUGGCAGGUGCCUGAAACACUGCCUGAAGAGGUCCUUGGGAAAAUGGGAGCACCUCCAAAGAGUGACGUUCCAAUUAUUACACCAAAUGAGUUACCUGAGGCUGAUGGCUUAUUGCUUGGUUUCCCCACAAGGUUUGGACUAAUGGCUGCUCAAUUCAAAGCUUUCAUGGAUGCAACAGGAGGCCUAUGGCGUACACAGGCACUAGCUGGAAAGCCUGCAGGAAUCUUUUACAGCACCGGUUCUCAAGGAGGAGGACAAGAGACAACACCGUUGACAUCUAUCACUCAGCUGGUUCAUCAUGGGAUGAUAUUUGUGCCCAUUGGUUACACAUUUGGUUCUGGGAUGUUUGAGAUGGAGAAUGUGAAGGGUGGUUCCCCAUAUGGUGCAGGUACCUACGCUGGGGAUGGCUCCAGACAACCUACCGAGUUAGAAUUGGCUCAAGCUUUCCAUCAGGGGAAGUACUUUGCUGCCAUUGCUAAGAAGCUCAAGGCAUCUUCUCAGUGAUCUUAAUACAUCUACGUUUGAUGUUUCUUUACAAGAAAAAAGUUAUAUGCAUCAUAUCCAGUUUCAAGUUCCUGUGAUGUCGAACAGAAUAAGAUUUUAUUCAGAGAAAGAGAGAGAAAAUAAUCAAUACUUGGGUUCAAUACCAGUGUGUUGUCAUUUGUCAUAAUGUGUCCUCAAAUACAAUGUUAUUGUCAGUAACAAGAAUUUGGUCAUUGUUUGUAUUUUCAUUUAGCACAAUUUUGUUUGGCAAUAAUAUUAAUAGUACGGUGCCAAUCAA